Molecule: messenger RNA, 3108 nt
Organism: Sardina pilchardus (European sardine)
Lineage: Eukaryota; Metazoa; Chordata; Actinopteri; Clupeiformes; Clupeidae
Gene: tmbim6
Product: testis enhanced gene transcript (BAX inhibitor 1)
Exons: 10
Coding region: 155-868 (237 amino acids)
Biological process (GO): negative regulation of RNA splicing; negative regulation of endoribonuclease activity; negative regulation of apoptotic signaling pathway
Cellular component (GO): mitochondrial membrane
Molecular function (GO): enzyme binding
Source: RefSeq, a predicted model, not a curated record
UUAUGAUGUCAUCACGUACACUCUAAACAUACGUGUCAAGCUACGGUGACGAACAACAGACGGAGCAACAGUCGAAAGUGGAUUUAUAGAAAGGCCUUUUCGCCCGUCUUGCCUCAUUUCUACGUGGGUGAACCUGUCCUGUGGGAAAGCCAAGAUGAACGUGUUUGACCGCAACAUCAACUUUGAUGCCCUUUUUAAGUUCUCUCAGAUCUCUCGUAAUACACAGCAGCAUCUGAAGAAUGUGUACUCCUGUCUGGCCGUGUGCAUGUUUGUGGCGGCAGCUGGAGCCUAUGUGCACGUCGUCACCAGGAUCUUCCAGGCUGGCAUCCUGUCCAUGCUGGGAUCGCUGGCAUUGAUUGGCUGGCUGGCCAUAACUCCCCACACGCCGCAGACCGAGCAGAAGAGACUGGCCAUCCUGGCCGGCUUCGCCUUCUUAACAGGAGUUGGUCUUGGACCUGCUAUGGAUUAUGUCAUCACCAUUAACCCAAGCAUCAUUGUCACAGCCUUCCUGGGCACCUCUAUGAUCUUCCUCUGCUUCACCCUGAGUGCUCUGUAUGCCCAGCGCAGAAGCUACCUGUUCCUGGGAGGCUCUCUGAUGUCUGGCCUGUCCAUUCUUCUGAUGGUGUCCUUCCUCAACAUGUUCUUGGGCUCAGUCAUGCUUUUCAAGGCCCAUGUGUACCUAGGCCUGGCCAUCAUGUGUGGAUUCGUGCUCUUCGACACUCAACUCAUCAUCGAGAAAGCUGAGAUGGGAGACAAGGAUUACAUCUGGCACUGUGUGGAUCUGUUCCUGGACUUUGUGACCAUCUUUAGGAAGCUCAUGGUCAUCCUGGCAAUGAAUGAGAAGGACAAAAAGAAGGAGAAGAAGUAGACAUCACUGGAAUCAAGGCCACCUGUGAGCCGACAUGGCAUCAGAGACCACUGCUGGUGCAGUCACUUAACUGCUUCAUUAUGAGUUUCAUUCUUCUGAAUUACUUCAAUAUAGUGUCUUAAUUAUUAUUAUUAUUGUUAUUGUUAUUAUUAUUCAUAUUAUUAUUAUUAUUAUUAUUAUUAUCAGUGAUAAGAUUUGGGUUUGAGCUUUAGGCUGAGGUUGAUGACUUUGAGAUUAGAUGUAAUGAUGUGAAAAGGUCCCUGUGUUGUAGCAUUUUAAAGUUGUUUUUGAAGGGAUGGUGUAAAUGAUGAUGUGAACUAAAGCAAAAUUAUUUGGGUAGUGGAAGUACUACUACCAUUAUUACUACUACUACUACUAAUGUCGUUUCCCCCGAGGAGUUAUAUUUUAUGAGACCUCUGAGGGGAAACACAAACAGAACGGUUUUGCUCUUAACAUCUAAAUGCCUCUAUUUAAUCCUAACCUUGAGUAGGACAACGAUGCCUCAAAUCAUAUUUUAAACAUCUCUUUUUUUGUAUAGCAGGAUCCUAAAAACCAACACCUUAAUCAGUUAGUAUAGUUAGAGGCCUCUGUUUGUUGUUUGCCACUGUAUAUAACAUCAAGGACACAUCUGACCACAUUUUGGUGACUCCCAAUAUUGUAGGUAAUCAGUUGCCAUCCAUCCUUACCAAUCCAACUUAAAUAUUAUCAGCACACUCCCAAAACGAAUGUGUUGAAUAUAACACAAUUCUAUGUUCAGGUAUGGACAACACUGUUUGUGUUGUUUCUAACACAUUCAUUUUAAGAGUGCAAUCUCGUCUAACUAUUUGCUUGACCAAAAUGUCUCAAACAGUGAAUUCUAUGAUACAUAAUGAAGGACAUUAACCCUUUGUUGCCAUGUGUUGUUAAUAUCAUUAUUCCUAAUUGUAACCAACUUAAGAUAACCUUUUUUUCAGCCAGAAAUAUAUAUUUUUACAGCUUUACAGAUCAGUUCAUAACCCAUAGGUUUCACAGGCUGCUUUAGUAUCUGUCCAUUUUGCCACUGCUGUCUGCAUCACCUUCAUGGCUUAAUUACGGAAAAGACAUUCUAUUUGUUGCUACUUAUGCCCCCUUCAAAUCACUGAGCACCGUGUGAGUGUUCCAAUCCCUCAACAGUGCAUUGGGCUCAAAGUUAGAGUCAGACAAACAAUACAAAUGGCACCCCUGCCAACAGUUGGACUAUAUUAACUAUAUUGAUUACACGUAAUUGCAAGCACAUAGGGUUAUCAAAUUAGCUAAAUCUAUUGAAAUGUCAGUGAUUUAUUUUUUUUCUUUUGUUUGUUUGUUUUGUUUAAAUUUUCUGGACUUUCUUAUGUCUGUGGUUAUUGUGAAAAUUUCCAUUGGUGUAGUCCACAAUGCUGUAGAGGAAGUGAUGUAAAUGACAAAGCGUUUUUCGAAAAAUGUAAUAUUUUUCCAGAUGUUUAUUUUGCUGUGCUUCUGUAUCUUAUUUAGAAAUUAAUUUCUACUUCUGAUUUGGAUGGUGUGGAAAGAAAAUUGAACACAUUUGAAUUCUGUAAUAAUACGUAUGUUAUGUAUUCUGGGUAUAUCAAAAAUAAUAUCCUACAUCUCAUUCUUUUUAUGUUCAGUAUAAAAUGUUGUACACUUUUGAUCUUGGUAGAAAACAUAUGGCAAAGGUCUGCCCAAGUCAAGGAUCUUUAUUUUUCUUUCUGAUUUGCACCAUAACUCUGGUAGGAAACAAGUUUGUUGACAUCUUUGCCCAUCUGGUUGCCCUUCAUGAUUGGUCAAGUGGCUCCAUUAUUAUGAUCCUGUAAAUUUGAUCAACUAUUUGACUCAUUUGAGAUUUGCUCGACCACCACUGCACUUCUUGCUACACAGAGGUGCUAAAGCAUUAGUCGCCACAGCUGUUUCCAUUUUUAUUUUGUGGGUUGUAAAGUUUAUCUGCAAAUCAUUUUUGAUAACAACCCAACUCGGCCCUAUUUCUCCACUCAGUAGACAUCAGUGACUGUCUCAUUCAGAAGGCUUUAUUUUCUUAGAAAGUGCCAAGUACAACAUAGGUUUACUGAAUCAUCAGCAAAUUACUAAUGAACUGUAGAGUCAACUUUCAGUGAACAAGGCAUAUCUUAAACUGUGAAGAUAAUCCUUAUUAAUUGUUAUUUUAUUUGCUUUUCCAGGGAUUGCUGUUGUAAUUCAGAUAAAUUAAUGUAAGAAUUAAACAUUUGUUAAAAUAAACUUUGAUUACAUGA